GUCUCAAAGUGCGACGGCAGUCGAUCGGUGCCGACGCUCGCCGAUAUUCGGUGAUCAAAGCUUAUUUCUGGCACUUCCGGUUAGCCCUAUCAACAAACAAACACGGUGGAGGCAGCAAGGCCUUCCAAGCACUUCCAAUUGCCCGUACUGAAUUGGAUAAAUCCACGGUGGGUGUUUGUAAAAGAUUAGAGAAUAGAAUAUACGAAAGAUUCUACAAAAGCCGAGGUGCCUGGCGUGUUCGGCGGGUGGCAAUCGAUCAGCAAAGCAGGAUCGGCGAACAAAAUCGCCGGCGCCCGACCCUCUAAUAAUGAUGAUAAAUCUCUCGGACGCCCUUGUGAUUGUUGCGAAUAUAAAACCGCUAGUUCGCUAGAUUUUACUUUUCUUCCCUGGAUGCAUGCAGACUUUCGCCUCAAUGUCUUCUUCUAACGAAAACGAAUCCAAGGGAAGCUUUGAUCUCGAGCUUCAGGACGUCGAUCAUCAGAAUGCGCUCCAGCGCGAGCUCACCCAUCGCAUGGCGUCCGGCGAUGAUAUUGACAGAGUUAGCCGGCUCUCGCGAGUGCUCACAAACUUAUCCGCUAAGAAUGUCGAGGGAGCUCUCGACGAAGAUGACCUAGACUUUGUGCAAUCUCUCCGUCGCAUCCUUCACCAGCGGGAGAACGAUGGUAUUGUCGAUCGCUCCAUUGGUAUCUUGUUUGAGGACCUCACCGUUCGCGGUAUCGACAUGGGUGCAAAGGCUCUCAACACAGUCGGCGAGCUUCUCAUGAAGCCACUCAAACUGCCCCAAGCAAUCAGAGAGGCCAGAAACGUCCAGUACCGUAAUAUUAUCGAAGGUUUUGAUGGUGUCGUCCACGCCGGCGAGAUGCUUUUGGUUCUUGGUCGUCCGGGAUCUGGUUGCUCAACUUUUCUGCGUGCUGUCGCCGGAGAAAUCGACUCUUUCAAAGGAGUCACGGGCGAGAUUUCCUAUGAUGGCAUCGACCAAGCCACGAUGAAAGAGCGCUACAAAGGUGACGUCGUCUUCAGUCCUGAGCAGGAUAUCCAUUUCCCUAUCUUGACUGUUGAUGAGACACUCUCGUUCGCUGCAGGCAUCAAGGCACCCAGAACGCGCGCGGGCAACAUUUCUCGAGACCAAUACGUUAAGGAUGUUCGUGAUAUCCUGGCCACUGUCUUUGGUCUUCGUCACACCUACAACACGCGGGUAGGAAACGACUACAUCCGUGGUGUUUCGGGUGGUGAGCGGAAACGUGUAUCGCUUGCUGAAGUUAUGGCUGGCGGUGCUCGUUUUGUGUCUUGGGAUAACGCGACCCGAGGUCUCGAUGCCUCAACCGCACUCGAGUACGCUCAGACUCUCCGAGCUUCUACCACUAUCAUGAAGAAUACCGCUGUGGUGGCUAUCUACCAGGCUGGAGAAAACAUUUACAAGCUGUUCGACAAAGUCACCGUCAUCUAUGCUGGUCGCCAGAUCUUCUUCGGUCCUGUCGACAAGGGAAAGGAGUAUUUUGAGAACAUGGGAUAUCUUUGCCGACCCCGUCAAACUACUGCUGAAUUCCUUACUGCUCUGACCGACCCCGCGCGAGUUCCUGUUCGCCCAGGAUAUGAGGGCAAGGUGCCCUUCACGCCCGAAGAGUUCGUCGCGUACUGGAAGAGCUCCGACAACUACCGCGAGAUGGAGGAGGAGAUGGCGACCUACAAGCGCGAUAUGGAUCCUACCGGAAAGCUGCACGAGCUGAUGGAGUCCACCAAGCAAGAGCGACCACAUCGGUUCAAGCGCAAGAAAUCGCCCUAUACCUUGUCGUUUAUUAUGCAGUUGAGGGUUCUUAUCAAGCGUGGCUUUGAGCGCCAGAAGGGAGACAAGGCUUUCAUGGCUAGUUCUCUUUUCAGUGCUCUGGCUCAGUCUUUGAUCGUGGGCUCUCUGUUCUACAACAUUACCGACACAUACAAUGGCGCAUUCUCGCGUGGUGGUUGUGUGUUCUUUGCCUUGCUGUUCUUCACUAUCAACGCCAUGGCUGAGAUGGCUCUGAGCUACCCCCAGCGAAUGAUUGUCGAGAAGCAAAAACGGUUUGCAUUCUACCAUCCAGCCGCUGAGGCCAUCUCGGCGUUCUUGACGGCUAUGCCUCUUCGCGUUAUCUCGAUGAUUAUUUUCACAAUCAUUUUCUACUUCCUUGUGAAUCUUCAAGUGAAAGCCGGACAGUUCUUCCUCUUCCUUUUGGUUCUCCAGGUGUCGACUUUAACUAUUUCCCUGUUCUUCCAAAUGAUUUCCGCUGUCUCGCCUACGCUCGAGGUUGCCAAUUCGAUUGCUGGUCUUGGUAUCAUGAUCAUUUUCAUCUAUGCCGGAUUCCUCAUUCCCCUUCCUCUGAUGAAAGUUUGGUUCAGAUGGCUGAACUAUCUCAAUCCUCUUCGGUUCUCAUUCGAAGCCUUGCUCGCGAACGAGAUGCACGCUCGCGAGAUGGAUUGUACAGCAAACCUGAUCCCUUCUGGCGCCAGCUACGAAAAUGUCUCGAUCGACUACCGGGUCUGUGCUGCUACUGGUUCGGAAAGUGCGAGCGAUCAUGUGUCUGGCGACCGAUACAUCAGUACGGCUUUCCAGUUUUCAUUUUCUCAUUUCUGGCGCGAUUUCGGAAUCGUUGUCGCCUAUGGAGUUCUCUUCUUUGUCUUGUACGUUCUGGGCACCGAGUUCACUUCCCCGGCUGGAACUGUUGGUGACGUGCUUGUUUUCAGACGUGGGCAUAUGCCUGGUGACAAGCCGAAGAAGGAACUGGAGAAAGUGGCUGAGAACUCGAUCAAUAACACUGAUGAUACGGCUGAGUUGGACCCUGAUCUCCAGAUGACUGAGAUUUUCUCUUGGCAGCAUGUCAACUAUACAGUCACUCUUCCCAAUGGAGAAGACCGUCAGCUCCUGUGUGAUGUUCAAGGUUAUACCAAGCCUGGAACCUUGACUGCCCUCAUGGGAGAGUCCGGCGCUGGAAAGACCACUUUGCUCAACAACCUUGCGAAGCGUAUCAAUGUCGGCGUCAUCAGCGGCGAUAUCUUUGUCGAUGGCAAACCUCUUCAGAUUGAUUUCAAGCGCCGCACAGGUUAUGUACAGCAGCAAGAUUUGCAUGUGGCCGAGAGCACUGUCCGUGAGUCACUGCGCUUUUCCGCUGUGCUCAGACAGCCGGCUUCGGUUCCGCUCCAAGAGAAGUACGACUACUGCGAGCGUGUCAUUGAGAUGCUGGAGAUGCAGGAUUAUGCAGAGGCUGUGGUCGGUGUUCUCGGACAGGGAUUGAACGUCGAGCAGCGCAAGAAGCUCUCUAUUGGUGUUGAAUUGGCUGCGAAGCCUUCCUUGUUGCUUUUCUUGGACGAGCCUACUUCCGGUCUUGACUCUCAGUCUGCAUGGGCUAUUGUGCAACUUCUGCGCAAACUUGCUAAUGCUGGUCAGUCUAUCCUUUGCACGAUCCAUCAGCCGUCCGCCACGCUUUUCGAGCAGUUUGACCGCUUGCUGUUGCUGAGAAAGGGAGGACAGACUGUUUACUUCGGCCCUAUUGGCGAGAGUUCUCACCAGGUGAUUGAGUACUUUGAGACGAAUGGUGCAGCAAAGUGUGGAGAUGAAGAGAACCCGGCUGAGUACAUCCUGAACUGUAUCGGCGCCGGUGCUACUGCACAAGCUUCGAGCAACUGGUACGACAUCUGGACUGCUUCCUCAAACUUCCGCGAAUUGACCGCCGAGAUCGAGCAAAUGCAUGCUGAGCUAGCGAAGAAGCCGGCUCGGCAGGUGUCGAAGGAGCUCAGUCGCCAGUAUGCCGCGAACUACAUGACUCAGCUCAAGCUUGUCGUUAUCCGAAUGUUUGACCAGUACUGGCGUGAUCCUCAGUAUAUCACUGCCAAGGCUAUGCUUAUGCUUACGUCUGGACUCUUUGUUGGAUUUUCGUUCUGGCAUGCGGACCACACACUCCAGGGAAUCCAGAACUUGUUGUUUGGUGUGUUCUUGUCGAUUAUCAUUGGAGUUCCGAUGAUGAACCAGCUUGAGCCUCGUGUGAUUACUCUGCGUGAACUUUAUGAAGUCCGUGAGAAUCCGUCAAACACUUAUCACUGGUCGAUCUUGCUCAUCGCGAGUUUGGUGGCAGAGAUUCCUUACAAUGUUCUCUUCUCGACGCUUUAUUACUGCUGCUACUACUGGCCUGUUGGUUUCAAUCGGUCUACAAAGGCUGCCGGAUACCAAUACUUUGUUUAUUCGGUACUGUACCCUCUCUACUAUACAACCUUCGGUAUUGCGAUCACGACCAUCUCCGCCGAUGCGGCAACAGCGAAUGUGAUUACCGGUCUUCUUGUCUGCUUCGUGGUUUCGUUCGCUGGUAUCUUCCAGCCUCCGUCUGCGAUUCCUCAUUUCUGGAAGUUUAUGUAUCGCAUUUCGCCAUUCACUUACUUCCUUGACACACUUCUCGGCAACGUUCUGCACGAUGUCGAGGUUGAAUGCGCCGAUACCGAGUUCAACAUUUUCAACCCUCCUGAUGGCCAGACUUGCUACAACUAUGCCGAGGCCUUUAUCGCGGAGGAAGGCGGAUACUUGAACAACCCGAACGCGACCUCGUCGUGCCAGUACUGCAAGUGGACUGUGGGCGAUAACUACUUGUCUACUGUGGGCAUGGAUUACAGCACGGAUAGAUGGCGCGAUAUCGGAUUUAUCUUUGUGUUUAUUAUCUUCAACUUCUGCGCGUCGUUCAUUCUUUAUUAUAUUUACAGAGUGUCGACGUUCAAUCUCUUCACUUUUGUGAAGGUGUUGUUCAAGAAGAAGGCGAAGAAAUGAGCGGGUAUAAUAAGAGGGAUUAUUUUAUUUUAUUUUCUUUUUCGUUUUCUUAUUGGGUUGGCAUAUACACACAUAGCUAUGGAACAAAUAGUCGAAACUGAAUUAUAAUAUCAUGUAACUAUCAUAAAAAUACAAUGAAAUAUCAAACAAUAAGUAGUCUUAUUUGCAGUUCAUCUUCAGC
This is a messenger RNA of Myxozyma melibiosi, 4961 nucleotides long. RefSeq names its product ABC-2 type transporter-domain-containing protein. Lineage: Eukaryota; Fungi; Ascomycota; Lipomycetes; Lipomycetales; Lipomycetaceae. Gene Ontology annotation, biological process: transmembrane transport. The transcript has 5 exons. Bases 395 to 4780 code for a protein of 1461 amino acids. Gene Ontology annotation, molecular function: ABC-type transporter activity; ATP binding; ATP hydrolysis activity. Gene Ontology annotation, cellular component: membrane. The record is from RefSeq and is a predicted model, not a curated record.